AUGUCCAAUUUUCAGCCGUCUUGUUUUGUGUUUUUAUGUCAGAGUGCUCAACUGAAAGAUGUCAUCAUCAAGCCUGACGCUCCCAGCUCUCUGCUGCUGGACAAACAUGCAGACUACAUCGCAGCCUACGGCUCCAAGAAGGACGACUAUGAGUACACGCUGUCGGAGUACCUGAGGAUGAGCGGCAUCUACUGGGGCCUGACGGUGAUGGACCUGAUGGGCCAGCUGCACCGGAUGAACCGCCAGGAGAUCGUAGAUUUCAUCAAAGCCUGUCAGCACGAGUGUGGCGGCAUCAGCGCCAGCAUCGGACACGACCCUCACCUGCUCUACACCCUCAGCGCCGUCCAGAUCUUGUGCCUGUAUGACAGUUUGGACGCCAUCGAUGUGGACAAAGUGGUGGAAUACGUGAAGGGGCUCCAGCAGGAGGACGGCUCGUUUGCAGGAGACAAAUGGGGAGAAAUCGACACGCGGUUUUCUUUCUGUGCUGUUGCUACGCUGGCAUUGCUGGGAAAGAUGGACACGAUAAACGUUGACAGAGCCGUGGAGUUCGUCUUGUCUUGCAUGAACUUCGACGGAGGUUUCGGCUGCAGGCCGGGCUCAGAGUCCCACGCUGGCCAGAUUUACUGCUGCACCGGCUUCCUGUCGCUCACGGGUCAGCUGCACCAGCUCAACGCCGACCUGCUGGGCUGGUGGCUCUGCGAGAGGCAGCUGCCGUCCGGAGGCCUCAACGGGCGACCCGAGAAGCUUCCAGAUGUUUGCUACUCCUGGUGGGUCCUGGCGUCUCUGAAAAUCAUCGGCAGGAUUCACUGGAUCGACAAAGCCAAGCUGCAGCGCUUCAUCCUGGCCUGCCAGGACGAGGAGACGGGAGGAUUCGCCGACCGACCAGGAGACAUGGUGGAUCCGUUCCACACUCUGUUUGGUGUGGCGGGCCUCUCGCUCCUCGGCGACGAGGCGAUCAAGCCGGUGAACCCCGUCCUGUGUAUGCCGGAGGACGUCCUGCAGAGGGUCGGCCUGCAGCCCGACCUCCUCAGCUAGCGCCCCUUAGCUAACACAUCAUGAUGAUGAACUGAAACGCUGCUCCGCCCCCAAAUCGGCCCCUCACACCGGCCCCCAGCCUGAGUUAUGACCACUACAGCUGCUCCCUGGAUGCAGAUGGACGACCGCUGCACUGCUUUUCAUCCAUCUGUGUUUGGAAGAAACCGUCAGAAAAUGACAUUCCUUCGUUUCUCACGUCGUUUUUAGGAGGAAAACCUGGAAAUUUUACACAUUUCCUCUCAUUGCAACCACAAACUUCACUACAGUUUAUUGGGAUUUUUGUGAUGGAUCCACUGGAAAUACUCCAUAGUUGUGAAGUAGAAGGAAAAUGUUACAUUUUUACAAAUAAACAAAUUAAAAAUGUCCAAAGUUGAUGUUAUCCAUCCUUUUAUCAGCCUAGAGUUUAUUUAUGGAUGUCAGGAUAACCUGAACACCACAUGAUGCUCUUCUCAGGCUUUUAUUUGUGAAAAAUAUUUUAAAGUUUCACAAUUAUGUCUUACUUUGUAUCGAUCUAAAACACAAAAUCUCAAUAAAAUGCUUUGUAGUUUUUGGCUGAAAUGCAAAAAUAUGGUGAACAUAUUUUGAGGGGCUUCUGCUAAGGCUGCAACAAUUAUUUUAGUUAUCGAUUAAUCGAUUGUUCUGACGAUUAAUCGGAUAGUAAAACUGCCACAUUUGGCAGAAAUUUUAAAGUGUUUUAUAACACUUAAAUAAUCAUAAUUAACCAUUAUAAAUCAUUAUUGAUCAUGAUUAAUCACAAUUAAUUGUUUUAAAUUGUAGCUUAAUCACAAUUAAUUGAUUAUUCCAACAAUCACUUACUGUGAUUAGUCAAUUCGAUCAUUCAUGAUCAUUAAUUGAUUGUCUCAUAAUAGAUUAAUCACAAUUGAUUAUUUCAAUAACAAUUGAUUAUUUAAAUAAUCCAUUAAUCGUUCCAGCCCUCGUUUCUGCCCCCAAACCAAAAAGUUUUUCCAAUUUCAUCAUAAAAGAACUCGAGUUUCUUUACAGGAAAAGGAAAAAUUGUCAGAAGAUUCAGUUUGUUGUGCUCAGUAAUGAAACGGCCUAUAUAAAGUAAGAGCGUGUCUGUGGCUCUCCAGCCACAGGAGUCGCUGCAGUCCGUUUUACGUGUCUCCAUCACACCAACGUGAGCGAAGCUGCUCAAACGGGGAGGUUUCAUUUUAACUGUAAAUGUUUGAUAUUCCAGCUGCAUUAUUUAUUGGAAUCUGUUGCUCUGCAGGAAAUAUUUACUCAAACCUGAACAGAUUCUCCAGUUUCGCUCCACAUCCGUAAAUCUCCUCGUCUUUCACUGUCGGUAAAUAACUGCUGAGUGUGUUUUGUUAUAAAGCUUUAUGAACGAACAUCAGUGUUUUAAUGUCUGAAUCCAAACUAAAAAUGAUGAUUUGCUAAAUUAACACAGUUACUAUACGAAUAGUUUGUUUACAGAAGGGUUAAUAUGUUUUAACAAAUUAAAAUCAGAUAAUUAAAAA
Messenger RNA from Poecilia latipinna (sailfin molly), 2516 nucleotides. RefSeq names its product Rab geranylgeranyltransferase subunit beta (gene rabggtb). The record is from RefSeq and is a predicted model, not a curated record. Gene Ontology annotation, molecular function: Rab geranylgeranyltransferase activity. The coding region runs from base 1 to 1035 and encodes 344 amino acids. Lineage: Eukaryota; Metazoa; Chordata; Actinopteri; Cyprinodontiformes; Poeciliidae. Gene Ontology annotation, biological process: protein geranylgeranylation. The transcript is spliced from 9 exons. Gene Ontology annotation, cellular component: Rab-protein geranylgeranyltransferase complex.